Messenger RNA from Paramuricea clavata, 780 nucleotides. Lineage: Eukaryota; Metazoa; Cnidaria; Anthozoa; Malacalcyonacea; Plexauridae. The record is from the annotation of a GenBank genome assembly.
AUGCGUAUUGCUCGUGAGAAGGAGAAAUUCGAUCAAGCAAAUCGAUUGGCCUUACAAGAAAUUGAAGGCAAACUACAAGAGAUUCAAAACGAAGAGCGGAAGGUUAAAGAGCAAAUUACUCUUACUGAUGAAAGAUUCAAGAUUAGAGAGGAACUCGCCGAAGCGGAAGCUCGAAUUGACGUCUGCACACGGUUCGAGGGUGAAGAAAAAUCAUUCAGAACCAUUGAAGAGACCCCUUGUGGUGAUAAUGCACCCGAUCGCGUCGAGCGCUUCCUCCAGUCUCAGUCGUCACCAGACGCAUCACCCUUAACAGAAUUGGAGCAUCCUGGAAACUUCACCUCCAACCAAGAGGCAAGUCCUACAACACCUGUAGAGAAUCAAGCUGUCAGUACGUUGAAUCCUGACGCUCGUUACUAUACGCCACCUACAGCGAAUGAUUCCUCACAGUACGAACAAGGACAACCGAAUGUGAGAAGUACGAACGAAGAUCAUUCCACUUCAGACAUAGAGAACCCGAACAUCUUACAAACCCACCUCACUGCUCUAAACAAGUUAGUAGAAAGUCAUGCCCAAAGUCGUCUCCCCCUUCCAAAACCAGAAGUCUUUAAUGGUGACCCACUAAAGUUUCCAAUUUGGCUUAAAGCCUUUGAAACAUUAAUCGAAACGCGUGCGACUAAUUCCACUGAACGACUACAUUUCCUCGGAUGGUACGUUGGUGGCGAAGCUAAAGAUGUCAUAGAUGGAUAUAUGCUGAUGGACGGAGAAGACGCCUAUCUGUAA